Psylliodes chrysocephalus is the source of this 444-nucleotide messenger RNA. The record is from the annotation of a GenBank genome assembly. Lineage: Eukaryota; Metazoa; Arthropoda; Insecta; Coleoptera; Chrysomelidae.
AUGGAAAACAGAAAGAAGUUAAUACCGAUUAUAGAAAGUGUUUUAUUCUGCGGAAGACAAGGACUAGCACUAACGGGCCACCGCGAUGGAGGAAGAGUGCUUGAUAAUGAUGAUGUAUCUAUUGAUGCAAAUGAGGGGAAUUUUCGGGAACUCCUAAAAUAUAGAGCACAAUAUGACGACCACAUACAUCAUGUACUUUCUAAUGCUAAAAAUAAUGCUUUGUAUACUAGUUGGAAGAUACAGAACAAAAUAAUUGAAAUUCGUAACAAAUUAAUUCUUGAAAAUUUAGUUAAAAAAAUUAAUUCUUCAUUGUACUUUUCCGUACUUGUCGAUGAAACAACUGAUAUUUCCUGCAUGGAACAAAUGACCCUGUGUAUUCGCUGUAUUGAUUCAACAUCUUCCAUUAUAGAGGAGCUUUUUUUGCAGUUUGUACCACUAAUGUGA